Magnolia sinica is the source of this 927-nucleotide messenger RNA. RefSeq lists its product as uncharacterized. Lineage: Eukaryota; Viridiplantae; Streptophyta; Magnoliopsida; Magnoliales; Magnoliaceae. Bases 37 to 705 code for a protein of 222 amino acids. The record is from RefSeq and is a predicted model, not a curated record. The transcript is spliced from 3 exons.
UAGUUUCGUCUUCCUCCCUCUCAACACCUCUCUGCAAUGGUAGUCGGAGCAGCUCCGGCGGCUCUAACUCUAGCCUCCUUCGCCGGCCUUGCUCCGAGCCGAGCCGAGCGAGCUCUCCUCAUCACCCCAACUCAACGUCUUCCGCCUAAUUAUCUCGACAGAAGAAUCAAACCGGUGAUUGUACGGACUAGCGAAAGAGCGUCGAUCCGUUCAGCUUCCGUUACAAGAGCCGUUGCCGUCGACUCCAACCAGUUCGGCUCCUCCGAGCCAGUUCAAAAGGAAGAAUCCAAAAAAUACUAUUUUGUGGUUGCAAAUGCAAAAUUCAUGUUGGAUGAAGAGGAACAUUUUCAGGAGCUAUUGUUUGAGAGGCUCCGAAACUACAGUGAACGUAAUAAAGAGCAGGAUUUCUGGCUGGUGGUUGAACCAAAGUUCCUUGAUAAAUUCCCAAAUAUUACCAAAAGAUUAAAGAGACCUGCAGUUGCCCUUGUUUCAACCAAUGGUACUUGGAUCACGUUCAUGAAGCUGAGACUGGACCGAGUGUUAGCAGAUAACUACGAAGCCGAUAGUUUAGAAGAAGCGUUGGCUUGCAAUCCCACUGACUUGCAGUUCGAGAAGCCAGAAAAUUGGGUGGCUCCCUAUCCAAAAUACGAGUUUGGAUGGUGGGAAUCCUUUCUGCCGCCGGUUUCAAGUAAAAGAGCUGCAUAAAUCAUUUUGCGCUUUCGCCAUCUUACUGUAUUUCCAGCAUUUUUCUGUGAGUUGUAGGCAAACUUCUCAGAGCUCUUUUGUUGUUUCUCUGUCUAAUGUCUGUAACUUGUUUCAAAGGUUGAGUAUAAUUCAAAUAUCAUGGAAUGUCAUAAUAUUUCAUGAUAUUUGAUGCAGCCAAACGCACCACAAGUUAUGAAAAAGGUUUGACAGUUGAUUUGAAAA